Molecule: messenger RNA, 5808 nt
Organism: Gracilinanus agilis (Agile Gracile Mouse Opossum)
Lineage: Eukaryota; Metazoa; Chordata; Mammalia; Didelphimorphia; Didelphidae
Gene: NINL
Product: ninein like
Exons: 26
Coding region: 256-5040 (1594 amino acids)
Biological process (GO): microtubule anchoring at centrosome
Cellular component (GO): centrosome
Molecular function (GO): calcium ion binding
Source: RefSeq, a predicted model, not a curated record
AAAGAGCGGCUUGGAGUGGAGAAGCAGCGGGCUGCGCUACGGGCUGGCCCUGAGACUGGACUGCGCUUCCCCCGCCUGGUGCCAGGGCUCAUCGCCCCCCGCUUCUCUUGUCCAUGGCUCCGUUGUGGCCUCUGCUCCAGCUCUGAGCCCCAGCCCCUGGAGAGCAGACAUGCUGCAGUUGCCCCUGGAGGGCUGAUCGAGGAGAAAGAGCGCCCGGGAGUGGAGAGGGCAGGGGACACCUGAGUGUGCUAUGGGAUGGAUGAAGAAGAAGAGAACAAAUAUGUAUCCCAGCUCAAGGAAGUCUAUAGCAGUUGUGAUACCACUGGCACAGGAUAUCUGGACAAAGAGGAGCUGACAGAGCUGUGUCAAAAGCUUCAUCUGGAAAGACAGCUUCCUGUUCUUUUGCAGACACUACUUGGGAAUGACCACUUUGCCAAGGUAAACUUUGACGAAUUUAAAGAAGGCUUUGUGGCUGUGCUGUCAUCAGAGAUCAAUGUUAGCACUUCUGAUGAAGAUAGUAGCUACUUGGAAGCAGCUGACCCAGAUGAAGUUCAGCCAAAGUAUGUGAAUGGAGCCAAGUGGUACGGUCGUCGGUCCCGACCUGAGCUACAAGAUCCUGAGUCUGAAACCAAGUUUUUGCAAGAACAGCAAGUAAAUGCCAAUGUGAAAAGCCCACUGAGACGCUCGGCCUCUUUGGAGAGUGUCGAGAGUCUCAAGUCAGAUGAAGAAGCUGAAAAUGCUAAGGAACCCCAGAUUGAGACUUUUGAAACACAAGGCCAGUGCCAUACUUGGAAUCCUGAGAUAUAUGGGAAUUCCCAAAAGUCCCCCAAUGCUUCCUUGGAGGUAACUGAGAACCAGGUCCGGGGAAUCUGGGAAGAGCUUGGUGUUGGGAGCAGUGGUUAUCUAGAUGAAGAAGAAUUGGCAACAGUUUGUAAGAGCAUUGGACUGCAAGAACUUGAAAAAGAGGAACUUGAAGAUUUGUUUAAUAAACUGGACCAAGAUGGUGAUGGAAGGGUUAGUUUUAAAGAAUUCCAGCUUGGGGUAUUCAGUCAUGGGCCCAAUUCAGUUCCCGGAUCUUCUACUCCCAUCAAACCUAACAAGCUUUGGCCACAUUACCAGGUCUAUGAGGAGAAUGGCUGUAAAACCUCCACUACCUCAUCCCUUCUGUCCAUCUGUAUGGAUAUGCACCUCUUCUCCAGCAUCGAUGAUGGCUCUGGGCUUGCUAUUCCUGAGCAAGUCAUUGCCAUUUGGGCCCAAGAAGGCAUAAAGAAUGGCAAAGAGAUACUGCAGAACCUUGACUUCAACAUGGAAGAUAAGGUGAACCUUUUGGAACUGACGUGGGCCUUUGACAAUGAGUUGAUGACUGGUGGUGGCAUUCAGCAGGCAGCCUUGGCCUCCUACAGACAUGAACUCUGCUAUCUACAAGGGCAAGCUGAGCAGUCAGUGAAGGAAAGAGACAAACUGAAGCAUGAUUUGGAGAAAAUGGAAAAACGGAACUUGGAGUUUGUCAAAGAAAUGGAUGACUGCCACAUUGCCAUGGAGCACCUCAAUGAAAACAAAAUCAAACACCUGGAGGAGGACUACAGAGGAAAACUGUCACUGAUUCAUUCUGAGAUUGAGAUGGAGCGAGAGAUGCUCUGGCAGCAGGUGAACAGACAGAGAACCAAGCUUGAAGCAGACAUUGAAUAUCUACAGGGAGAAGAGGUGUGCCUCCGGGAGAAGUUGACAUUGGCUUUGAAGGAAAAUAGCCGAUUACAGAAAGAAAUCAUUGAGGUUGUGGAAAAGUUGACAGCAUCCGAAAAGCUGGUGUCAAAGCUACAGAAUGAUCUUGAAUUUGUGUUGAAAGACAAGUUGGAGCCACACAGCCUUGAGCUCUUCAGUCAGGAAGACCGGUUUGCAGACGUUAUCAGAGAAUAUGAACUCAAGUGCAGGGACCUAAGUGACAGAAAUGAUGAACUGCAAACAGAAUUGGAAGGUCUGCGGUCCCAGCUGCAUGAAAGCAAAUGCCAUCGCUCGUGGAGCCAAGAGAAGGACAAUGUGCCAGACGGAUACCUUUUCCAGGCUGAUGACCAAGAAGAAGCAAUACAGAGAGUCAAUUGGGCCCUUCAAAUGAGGAGAAGUCUGUCUGCUAAAGGCAAAAAUGGCAUCACUUCUGUUGGAGAUGAUCAUAUACCAGUGAGUAUAGAAACAGAGAUAAUGAUAGAGCAACUGAAAGAACAUUAUCAAGAUCUCAAAAUCCAACUGGAAACUAAGGUAAAUUACUACGAGAGAGAAAUAGAGCUCAUGAAAAAGAACUUUGAGAAGGAAAGAAAGGCCAUUGAGCAAGGCUUUAAGAUGGAGAUUAGUGAGUUAGAAGAUCAGAAGGCUGAUUUGGAAGAGCUGAAUGUGAAAUCGAAGGAGAUGAUUGAAGGCCUCAAAGAUCAGAUCCAAAAAUCAACCCAGACCCAAGAGAUUAAGAGGAUAUUAGAGAAAGAGAGAUCAGAAAUGGAACAGUACUACGCAAAGGAGAUUUCCAAUCUAGGACAGCGGCUGGCCCAGGAAAAGGACCAACUAGAAGAAGAACUGAAAUUGAAGCAUCAAAGUGAGCUGCACUUGAUGAGGACAGAGGCAGAGAUCGAAUUGAAUCAAAAGCUGUCAUGGACAGAAGCCCAGCAUGCUGAAAAUUAUAAGAGGUUAUUGUUGCAACAUCAGCAUGAAAAGGAAGACAUGUUACAGAAAUAUAGUCUGCAAGUGAAAGAGAUAAAGGAGCAAUAUGAUUUAGAAAAAAAGCAAUGGGAAGAGAAAGAAAAGGAAAUAAUUACUAAGAAUAAAAAGAAAGAGCUAAAGCUGGAAGAAAGGAUGAAUGAAGAGCAUGCUAGAAUAUGCAAAAUGUUUGUCAUUGAAAAAGAAAAGGUUGAACUCACUUACAGAAUGCAAAUAGAAAGGCUUACCCAUGAAACAGAGAAAAUGAGGGCCCUCUUAUCUGAUGAGAAAAGACAGAAAAAUAAUGAAGCCAAUUGUGUGAUUAGCCAAGAAACAUUUUUUCCACUCAAGAGCAGAAACCAAGAGCAGGCUCUCCUCUAUGAAGAGGGCAGGAAACAAGAUGAACAGUUAUUAUCAUGGCCCAAAUCCAAAGGUGAAAGUCAUGAAAAGUCUGAUGAUGCAUUUUUUAUUCAAAAAAAGAAAGAAUCUGAAGGAGACAAGAUAAGUAAUUUAGAAACAAAAUGUAUAGCUAUAGUAAAGGAACAAGCUUGCUCUACUAAGACUGUUAAAAUACCACCCGAGUUUCAAACAUCCCUGUCAUCUGAAAGGCCAUUUGAUGGUGUCAGGAUCAGCGAUGCCAACUUGGCUUUGCCAAAUACAGAAGAAACCACAUUCCUUUUUCCAGAAAGCAUGUGUGCUCCAUCACUUGGAUCUGAAGAAGGAUGGAAACAAGAGGAACAGCAGAUGAAGGAUCAGUUGGUUUCCAUUGAUGAAAGAGGCAUCCAGAAUGAGAAUUUUUUAGACCAUCCCAAUAUCAGCAGAGAUAAAUUGCUUUUAUUGAAAACAGAGGAAAAUGGCUUGCUUCCUCAGUUUCCACAGAAAGCACACUUGAUCCAAACUCUGGAGCCAAAAAUGAGUUUGGCUUUUUCAGGAAAGGAGGACAUUGAGAAGCAAAGAGGAGUUUUUGAAGAACAAGUUGAGAAACUCACUGAAGAGCUGGAAUCAGUGAGAUUGAAGGAACAAGAUUUGAUCACACAGGUUCAGGAGACAGAAGGCCAGACUCAAAAACAUAUAAUGGGCUUGGAGCAGGAAUUGCAUCUCCGGGAGGAAGCUCUUAAGAAGGGAGCAAAACUAUUAGAUAUGUAUGUACAGUCACACCAGCAGCUAGCAAACCAAUUGAGGACCAAGGAAGAAGAGCUAGCAAUACUGCGGGAAAAGGAAGAGGUGAUUCUCAGUCAAUUGAAGCAAAAAGAGGAGGUGGUCAGAGAAAAGAAGUGGGAGACAGAGACCCAGCUAGAAAGAGAAAAGGAUGAGAUGAAGAUUAAACUGAUUCAACUGGAAGAGGUAGUCCGUGCCCUUGAGAAAGAAACAAAUUCGAGAGAAAAUGACAGAAUUGAGUUGUGUACACUUUCUGAAGAUAACCGCAUACUGAAAAAUAAGCUGAAAAAGUUUCAGCAAGAACUAGAAGAUGCAGCCGUAGAAAGUGACCAGCAGAGGAAGCAAAUAGAAGAAAUAAAGAAAGAAAAAGAAAAGGCUUUCACCGAAGUGGAAGAGUAUAGUAAACAGAAAGAGAAGCAUAAGAAUAAAAUCUCCCAGCUCAGUGCCAAGAUCAGUCAGUUGACUGAUGAGGUCUCUGUGCUUCAGGCUCAGAAUGAGAGCAGCCAGCAUACCGUGCAGCAGUUAACACAGAGACUUACAAGGGAGGAACAUCAGCAAGAGGAGAAGGAUGGUCAAAUCCAGGAACUGGAGAUGGAACUUAAGAAGGUGAAUCAGGAAUGCCAAUCUCUAAGACUUUCAGAGUCACAGCUGAGAGAGAAGCUUGAGGAAAACCAGGAUCAGUUACUAGAAGCCAAGGCAAGGUUGAAACUGGCCCAGUCCCAACACACAGAAGAGAUGCUUCAAGUGAAGGAGCAGAUGUGCCAUUUGGUGCCUCGGGAUUAUGUGACUGAGUUACAGAACGCCCUGGCAGAAGAACAGCAGAUGGUUCAGCAUCUCCGAGCGGAUUUUAAAUUCCAUGCAGAGCAGGCGAGUAGACAACUGGCGAGCCAGAAGGAACAUCAUGAAGAAAGGCUUAAAAAUAUGGAAGAGAGGGUGGAAGAGGUAGAAAUGAAUUUGAAAAACAUGGAAAUACUGUUGCAAGAAAAAGUAGAACAGUUGAAAGAGCAAUUUGCAAAGAAUGCAAAAUCUGAUUUGCUGCUAAAAGACCUGUAUGUAGAAAAUGCUCACCUGAUGAAAGCUCUCCAGAUUACUGAACAGAAACAGAAAGGUGCCGAGAAAAAGAAUUUCGUCUUGGAGGAAAAGAUUAUAGCUCUCAAUAAAUUAAUAAACAAAAUCACUCCAGCUUCUCUCUCGGUGUAAAAAAGCUUUUAAAAAAAUCAUUGUGAGAGGCUAUAGAAUGUCACGUUUCUGAGAAUCUUGCUAGUAAUGAAGAACCAGACAAUGUCUCAUCAUGCAGAAAAAGGAUUAGGAUAUUGGGAUAGAUUGACUGCCAUUUGUUCAUCAAGAGCAUAAGGCUUCCACUGACCUUGGUUAGCCUUCCUAGGACAACUUCCCUAUCUGUCCCUCAACAAAGUCUAACUUCUUAUUAGGUGAGAGAGGGUAGGGUGGUUUCCUCAGGGAGAGAUGCAUGGAUGGGAAAAGCAAUAAAACAUAUUUCAAUUAAUGCAAAAUCUUUCCUUUGGUCUUGCUAGGCCAGAUGGGCAGAAAAUCAUUGCCUUGCCCGUUUUUAGAAUGAUUUAUUAUUCCAUAGUUAUUUCUUUUGACUCAGGACAUUUUAAAUUUUGUACUCAUGUAAAAACUGUGCAAAGGGCACUUUCACUGUUCACUAGACAACAUACAGCUCUUUAUUUGUGAAUUCCCUCUUUUAGCAAGCUUCCCUAUAAUAAGGGAACUGCCUAGAUUGCACAAAGGUCUAUGGGCUCAGGUCAUAAUGCUAUUUAUUUUAAAUGCGGUCUUCUGCCCUUGAAUUUUGUCUUUACACUGGAAGUUGUAUUAUAUGUAAAAAUGUAUAGUUUUUAUAUCAAUGUGUACAAAACCAUGGAUAUCUGGUUUAUCUAAAUGUAUAGCAGUGAAAUUGCUUUGGUACAUUUGCAAUAAGAAGUUUUAAUAUUAAAAAUGUUGACAAUG